Xylaria bambusicola is the source of this 1000-nucleotide messenger RNA. RefSeq lists its product as uncharacterized. Lineage: Eukaryota; Fungi; Ascomycota; Sordariomycetes; Xylariales; Xylariaceae. The transcript is spliced from 2 exons. The record is from RefSeq and is a predicted model, not a curated record. Gene Ontology annotation, molecular function: acyltransferase activity, transferring groups other than amino-acyl groups. The coding region runs from base 226 to 909 and encodes 227 amino acids.
ACGUUUCAGAGAUUAUUAUCUUGAUUACUAUACAGGGACUUGGCUUGGUUGUGACAUCUCGUGCUUUGGUGGCUCAAAAACAAGUGCGAGCAAACUAAGUCCGCUUAGACAUCACAUGCGCAAACCCAUCAAGGACCUCGUGCCAGAUAUCAUUACACCAAUAUCCCAAUCGAGCAAGCGAAUGCAUUUAUCGUCAUAGAAAGAAAGGAAAAGCAGGAAAAUUAAAUGGCGGCAGACACAAACGAAAGCGCGUCCCAAUACAAGAUCAUCGUUAUCCCUGUGGACGAUGACGGCUGUCGUUUCUAUCUGGAGCAGUACAGACCAUUUCGACUAGCUUCGCUGCAGCAAGAUCCCCAGGCAUUUGGAUCUACGUAUGAACGAGAGAUCGCGUUCGACGAGGAGACAUGGCUCGGCCGUAUCAAGAACCCGCUCGCAAAGACCUUCGUCGCGGUGCGCACGCACAGCAACCAGAUCGUCGCAUCGACGUCGCUGAUCGGCCCACUGCCGAACGCCACCGUCAGCAGCAAUCCUUACCAGGUCAUCACAGCAGCACCAGGAGAAGGUGACACGAAAGACACCAACAGCAACAGUGACAGUGAUGACAGCGCAAACAAGGCGCCCGUAUAUUUCCAGAUGUCCGCCGUCUACACCCUUCCCACGGCGCGCGGCUGCGGGCUCGCCAAGGCCCUAAUCAAGGCCGCGACGGGAGAGGCGUGCGACCGUGCACAUAGCCAGCGGAGGCCGCUGGCCCUCAGCGUCGUCGUGUACCCGGACAAUGCCGCCGCCAUCUCUGUCUACGAGCGCUGUGGGUUCGCGAGGAAUCCGGAAGAGGAGCCUGAGCUCGUGGUUAAUGAGGUUAAGAAAACGUCGGAGUGGACGGUGAACAUGUAUUAUUCAGGGGAGCCUUGAGGCGAUGAGAGCGAGGAAGGGGGAACGCACGUAUUAUAGCCUGAUAUAGAUACUGAGUAAAUAAUGAUGUAUAUAUGAUUUGUCGUUGUGA